CCGAGGAGAACCGAGCUCCCAUCGCCGCCGAGAGUCUAAUUCGUAAUCCUGGACCAAAUAAACGGACGCCUCGGAGGAUCGUGCCGGGAUCUUCUGGCAUGUGAUCAGAAGCAUGCAGCAGAAGCCACUGAGAGAGCUGGGUUUGUGUCUCAAUACCGGGGGAUCGUCAAGCAACGUCGUCGUUGCCGAAAUCUGCAACGAGACGCGCGGUGGGCUUCCCCUUCUUCAAAUAUGGCCCAGCGACUCGCCCAAAGCCGAGGCCGAUGGACAGGCCCCAGCUUUUGUGUUCCCAGACGUGCAGGAAAACGUCAACGACAGCGGCAUCGAAUCUAUUCAGGCAUCGCCAUCACCCUGCGGUGUCGCCUGCAACAGCCCGGCGAUGACGCCGCAGCAGUCGCGUCGCGCCAGUUUGCUACAUCCGGACCACGCUCGGCUGCAGCUGCCCUAUCUUCAUCACAAUCACCAUAACGCGGGAGGAUUGAAGAGUCCACCGUCGCCGGACAGGACGUCCGUGGACGAGGAUCACGAGGAUCGACCCGCGCCACCCAGUCCCUCCAGCUCGACCACCAGCAGUCUGCGAUCAAUGCCGAGCUCGGCGAUCGUGUCAAUGCACUCGCAGGACAGGAGACGCAGCAGCAGAUACAGCAUGUUCGACGCUCUGGAUCUGGAAUACGCCUUGUUGAGGGCCGCGGCCCGCGGAUCCGUAGGUCCGUACUCCCUAUCAGAGUCUCUCCACAAGCUGACCUUCACCCAGAGCUUGGCUUUUCCCGCUCUGGCCCGCGGCCUCGCCGCCAAGCAAAGCAUGCCAAGUGGAAGAUCGCAACAACCCACCGAGAGUGGACUGAACGCCUUCGCCAAGGUGGUGACCGCGAUGGUGCUGAUGCUGGUGAGCGUGCUGGUGUUCGGUGUCGUCUACAAGUUCGCCAAGACGUGAGGAUGGUUGCUGGCGCCUGGUCGUUAUCCCGGAUCGGUGCAGGAUAAUAAUCGUCUGGGUGUCAGCGACGCUUUUAGCGGUAACGUUUGAUGAAGCCUGAGGGGAGAUUUGAAUCGCGACUCGUAUGAGCGCGAGAGAAAAGGAUUAUGAAGGGUCGCAGGCUCUACAUGAGACGGUCCACGUUUGGGAUAAACGUUCGCCAAUUCUCCGAUGACGAGAUUGACGCGUGGACGGGAGACAAAUGGAACAGAUGAUACGACUGCGUGGCAGUCGAUAUCACCCUCACCCUAGACGCGACUAGUCUGGGUGUAAAAAGAUUUUAUACAACGUCUUACGUUUUCUUUAUAUAACCAGUGUGUGUAUUACAUAUGUCUAAUACGAGGUUUCAGCAAUGAAGACGACGCUGUGGAGGAACGCGAGAAUGGUAAUGAAAAUAGCGUCAUUGGGAAGAUAACGAGGGUCCAUUGGAUCAACAAAAAGUAUGUUAAUAAAAUGGUAUAUGUGGUGUACGUACGCUGAGAAAAAUCGUUUGAUUGUAUUAACAAGACGUAUAUGAUU
This is a messenger RNA of Camponotus floridanus (Florida carpenter ant), 1492 nucleotides long. RefSeq lists its product as uncharacterized. The coding region runs from base 113 to 934 and encodes 273 amino acids. The transcript has 4 exons. Lineage: Eukaryota; Metazoa; Arthropoda; Insecta; Hymenoptera; Formicidae. The record is from RefSeq and is a predicted model, not a curated record.